AUGUCGGAGACGAAUGUUUUGUGUGAAAACUUCCCCAGGACAAACAGCAACAGUAAUUCCACUAACGUCAACCCUACCCAGGACAGCAAUGGGAAUAUUCGUAGUCCCACCACAAUCCCAGACAAUCUGGACGCAUCGAAAUCAAAGUUAUCCCCACACGACUUUCAGCUUCAUCGCCGGAACUCAUCUCACGGCCUCGAUCUUUCUAAAUCCCACCCAUCCUCUCCAACAGACGGCAUCAACGGGUUAGAUUUGACGAAACAGGAACUCCCGUCUCCAAAUUCAUUCUCACGGUCUUCCGAUCCCACGCCAUUUACAAAUGGAAUACCCACCCCGACACAGAUUAGCUAUGGUCCUGGUCGGUCCCAUAGCGCCGGAGAAGCCGUGUCUCCUUUCCGAUCCGAUCCUAUUCCGAACGGAUACAGUCCUGAUAACUUAGCCAACGGCGAUUACAAAAACACAUUUCUGGAGUCUUACGGUAGAUCCAUAGAUUCCACAUCGAACAGGUUCCCAGAGGGGUAUUCCAGCAAAGUAUUCGAUCCAAUCACAUCACCUCCUGGAAUGAUGACGUCUUGCUCAGGGUCACCAGCGUACCCCACUAAAAUGUCUGACUCGUUCAUAGCAGCGAAAUUAGCUGAACAUUCGCAGUUUCCCAAACCUCAAGACCCGUACAGCAAACUUUUAGAGGAUUACUGUAACAACGCCAAAAAUAACAAUAACAACAUUACCGGACCAAAACUGAACGAUGACUAUACGGACAUUUGCGGAAAAAUGUCCGAUUCGCCGUAUAAAAAGAUCGCAGAAUCUUACGUGAAACAAAUAGAGUCCUUAGCCAACGGCUACAAAUCUGAUGUAGGUAUCUUUAAGCACGAGAACUCUUUGUCUCCCGAGUCCUUCAAAUCUGACCCACCAACAUUCGGCGCUCUUCCCAAACCUGACCCCAACUUGACCAACGGGGGUACCUUCGGCAGUAUGGCGGACUCGGUCAGUUCAUCCUCUCAGCCGUCUGGCCAAUCGCUGCCCAGUAUUAUGAACUUCUCGACCAAUCACCUUCGAGGUAUCGCCGGAGUGGACAGUGGACUGUCUGGUUUCUUGAACAGCUACGGCGUGGGAGGGGACAGUAGAGGCGACCGGGGAGAUAACAGAAGUGGAAGUGGAAGGGAUAACCAGGGAGGCAAUGGAGGAAAUGGAAACGACUCAAAUAUAUCCAGAGCCAGCCCUAACAACAAACUUGCUUGCAGAUUUUGCGGCAAAACUUUCUCUCAGGCUGGGUACAUCAAGGUAAGGCAUUGUUGUGGAAACAGCUUUUAA
Molecule: messenger RNA, 1311 nt
Organism: Candidula unifasciata
Lineage: Eukaryota; Metazoa; Mollusca; Gastropoda; Stylommatophora; Geomitridae
Source: the annotation of a GenBank genome assembly